Messenger RNA from Megalobrama amblycephala (Wuchang bream), 1873 nucleotides. It is a transcript of the gene hhla2b.2, whose product is annotated as HERV-H LTR-associating 2b, tandem duplicate 2. The record is from RefSeq and is a predicted model, not a curated record. The transcript has 5 exons. The coding region runs from base 158 to 955 and encodes 265 amino acids. NCBI's taxonomy places the organism in Eukaryota, Metazoa, Chordata, Actinopteri, Cypriniformes, Xenocyprididae. Gene Ontology annotation, biological process: cell surface receptor signaling pathway; cellular response to lipopolysaccharide; immune response. Gene Ontology annotation, cellular component: external side of plasma membrane.
GCGUUUUGGAUUAACAAAUGGGAGGUUCUAGUGUGACGUAACUCGUAAACCCUGUUUGUCAGCUGCUCAGAGAGUUUCUGGCAGAUGUGAAAUCAAAAGAAAAAAAAACAGGCGACGGACUAUACAUGACACACAAAUAGUUUUAUAUUAUGUGAUUAUGAAGCUGGUGAUCUUGCUGUGGAUUCUGCCUGUAACUUUAGGAGACAUCUAUGUCACCUGUAUCUACUCUAAGGAAUGUUUGUUACCUUGCACAUCCACCAACCUCGACAUUAUCCACUGGUACAAGGAUAGUAAACCAGUGCAUUCAUUCUACCACAAUAAAGACCAGUUGGACCAUCAGUCCAAGGACUACAAGGGAAGAACAUCCCUGUUCACGGAAUCUGAAAUCAAAAAUGGAAAUGUAUCACUCUUACUAAAAAACAUCAGUGUUCAAGAUGAAGGCAGAUACAGGUGCUAUACUGCCAAUGAAAAAACAAAUGAUGAGAAGUAUGUGUCUGUGUCUGUAGAAGCUCCAGCUAAAUCAGUGGAUAUCACUUUAAAAGAUGACACAGUCACCUGCACCACCAGUGGAGUUUAUCCAAAACCACUCAUCUCGUGGUCCCCAGAUCCUCCGGCAGAGAAGCUAUUGAAUACUUUCCAGCAAACAGAAGAAAAACUGUUUAAUGUGACAAGUAAACUUAAAGUAGAGGACAUCAGUAAUGCCUACAAAUAUACCUGCUCGAUUACCACUAAAGACAUUACACAGACAGCUACUCUGGAAAAGCAAGCUUCGGGAAUUGAAGGUAUUAAUGGCAUUACCGUUAUUGUUAUUGUUGCCAUUGUUAUUGUUAUUGGCAUUUGCAUUGGCAUUGGCAUUUUUGUUGUGAUGAAGAAAAAGAAAUUACAAAAGGAAUGUUCCGAGAAUUCAGAAGAGAUGACGACCUUGAAUAGAAGCUCAGAAAAUGGUAAAAAAUAACCAGAAAUGUGACUUCUCAUCAAGUCCAGAGUCCUAUGGAUUAACAAACUCUUACAUUCGCCACAUGAACAGUUUUGUGGAUGGCAAAACGACAAGAAAUUCCAGCACCUUAUCUUUAUUGUUCAUAUGUAUUAUUCAGGACUUAUUACAUGAGGACUAGUAAAAGCCUGAAGAUAAAUAAUAAGACUAUUGAAGGCAAAGGCAUGCCAAGAGAAACCAGUGAGUGCAAUGAGACAGAGAGAAAAAAAAAAAGCUUACGAAACAAGUUUUACUUUCCAAGCUUUGGAUUUGGUUUCAGUCUGAAGACUGAAAAUCAUUGAAGCAGUCACUGCCCAGACUCAAUGCUCCUUCUAAACUCACUGCCAGCUUGACCUUCAAGCUUUGAGUUUUUAGACGAUGUUUUCUGUAUACUGAAGGAUUUUUCUUCUAUCUUUCCCAUUUUUAACAUAUUUUACAUCACAGAAGUGGAUGGAUCAGAUUUUAGUCAUUCUUUUCUCUCAGGUUCGACUCUGUGACGUGAACAUGAAACCAGUUUUAGCAGAUUCCACAGGAAAACUUCUGAAACCACUUUCUUAAGAGAACAAAAUUUUAAAAACUUUAAAGACAGUCGGUCUAUAGCAAGCUAUAGUUGCUGUGACUGAAGCAAAAAAGAUGUAAAGCAAGUUUUUUUUUUUUUUUGCUUUAUUGUUUUAGGUGCUACUCUUUUGCCAUGGCAACCGUCAACAUACCGACACUACAAUGAUUGUGAUAUUUAAGCUGUCUAUUCACCUGUUGAUUAAUGAAGGGGCUUCAUGAGGGGCAAUGUUUUUCUGUUGCACUUUUACGUGGUGUAAACCUGUUUGUUCAGACUGCAUUAUUUAAUUUAAUGAAGAUCAACUCCGCUGUGAAGAAUGUAAAUAAAAUUAAUGUGUAAUGAAA